This is a messenger RNA of Saccostrea echinata, 624 nucleotides long. RefSeq lists its product as uncharacterized. The coding region runs from base 31 to 624 and encodes 197 amino acids. The record is from RefSeq and is a predicted model, not a curated record. The transcript has 3 exons. Lineage: Eukaryota; Metazoa; Mollusca; Bivalvia; Ostreida; Ostreidae.
AAUGGAGGGAAUCAAUGGGCCAGACUGGAGAUGAUUGAACCAGCCAUUCAAGAAUGGCACAGGAGAUUAAUGUUCAUGCAGGACACAUAUGAUGAAUUGUUCAAGUUUGAGAGUCAUCGUGAGAAGGGAACCUUGUACAACAUCAAACAGUACUCUGACCAUAAGGGAGUGUCGGGCAACAUCAUGGAGUGUUUUAAUAAAGCCACUGAGCUCCUCCACUUUGCCACCAAAGGAUUUACAGUUGUUGCAGCAAUGGACGUCCUGGGUGUUCACUCAGUUGAUGCGACCCCUGAAGCACUUCCAUGUACUGCAAGUGAACGACGAAAUUUCCUGCUGUCAUUGUCAGCUGACAUUGUCAACAUGGUUUAUGAGAAACCGAACACAAAGGAAAUACUUGAUAGUGAACCAGCACAAGAGGACUUUCAAUACUGCUCUUGCAAAAUGGACAUAGGAGAGAUGAUGCUAUUUUGUUCAUACACAAAGUGUAGAAAAGGGCAAUGGUUUCACAUUGACUGUAUUGGUAUGUCAUCAGAAGAUGUCCCUGAAGGCGACCAUCGCAAUCAACACCCUGACAGUACCUCCUGGCUUACGAAAGGAUUCCAUAAUCCUUGCUUUAGACUCUAA